This is a messenger RNA of Xenopus tropicalis (tropical clawed frog), 1667 nucleotides long. RefSeq names its product SLAM family member 5. The coding region runs from base 191 to 1111 and encodes 306 amino acids. Gene Ontology annotation, cellular component: membrane. The transcript has 6 exons. Lineage: Eukaryota; Metazoa; Chordata; Amphibia; Anura; Pipidae. The record is from RefSeq and is a predicted model, not a curated record.
CUAAAGCUUUGGGGGACACUGUAUCUCACAGAUCUUAAAAACAUCCAGUCCCUUACGCAGUGUUAUUACAGGCGACCACUUUGAGGUGAGAAGAGCGAGAAGCCCAGAGCAUGAUGGGAAGCGGGAGGGAAGGAAGUGGGCAGAUGGAGUCCAGCAGAGCAGAGAUACUGUUAUACAGCUCAGAAGGAACAUGUCUCUGGGUUACUGGAAGCUGCUAGCCCUCACUCUGCUCCCCUGCAGUGUGUAUGCAGGUUCCUGUGGGCCCAUCCGAAAUAUCACCAGGAAAGUGGGAGGAACAGCGACUCUACCGGUGGAACCAACAGGGGACAGAGAGAUUGCUUGGAGGUUUAUCAUUGGUACCAGUGGGAAUCUAUUUGCUGAAACCAAACCAAACUCCCCUAUCAGUCUCAGGGAUUCUCAGUACCAGGGGAGAAUAGACAGCACCACUGAUGGCUCCUUAAUCUUCACUCAUCUAACCAAGAAGGACCAAGGGACCUACUCUACAGACAUCCCCCAAACAAACUGCGAUCAGUACUACAGUCUCAGGGUCUAUAAACCCCUAUUGGCUGAGGACAUAGAGAUCCAUCACAAUAGGAGUGGGAGUGGGAGCUGUAACAUUAUAUUAGGCUGCACAGUAAAUGAAGAGGAUGUGACCAUUACCUGGAGUCAUACAGACAGGACAGACACAGAGGGGCCCGGCCCUACUCUCCAUAUCUAUAAUGAAUCAGAUGGGGCCUAUACCUGUACUGCACGCAAUCCUGUCAGCAGUGCCUCUAGGGGUCUGGAACUUUCCGAUAUCUGCAAUAAAGGCACGGAUCAAACCCAACUAGGUGGCUAUAUCUAUUAUCUCAUGGGACUGAUAACUUCACCCCUGAUAUUGGGCUUCAUAUGGUGCUUUGUGAGAAAGAGGAGGAAGAGACCAGACUAUGAGAACCAGAAUGUAGUAGAAGAAAUGGGAGCACAGAGCGUCCGACCCCAGGAGACAGAGAACCAGAGAAAGAAACCCAGAACCCAGAAUGAGAGAAACAAACAACAAACAAACCCGGAACCACUGUAUCAGCAGCUGACAAGCUCCUUUAUUGAAUAUGAUGUCAUCGGGAGACAAUUAUAAUGAUGUCAUCAGGAGAUAAUCAUAAUGAUGUUAUUGGGAGAUCAUAAUGAUGUCAUCGGGAGAUAAUAAUAAUGAUGUUCUUGGGAGAUAAUAAUAAUGAUGUCAUUGGGAGAUAAUCAAUGAUGUCAUUGGGAGAUAAUCAUAAUGAUGUCAUAGGGAGAUAAUCAUAAUGAUGUCAUAGGGAGAUAAUUAUAAUGAUGUCAUAGGGAGAUAAUCAUAAUGAUGUCAUAGGGAGAUAAUAAUAAUUAUGUAAUCGGGAGAUAGUCAUAAUGAUAUAAUCGAGAGAUAAUCAUAAUGAUGUCAUCGGGAGAUAAUCAUAAUGGUGUCAUCGGGGGAUAAUCAUAAUGAUGUAAUUGGGAGAUAAUAAUAAUUAUGUAAUCGGGAGAUAGUCAUAAUGAUAUAAUCGAGAGAUAAUCAUAAUGAUGUCAUCGGGAGAUAAUCAUAAUGAUGUCAUGGGAAAUCUGCAUUAGCUUUAAUGUUUCUUCCAAAUGAAAUGAAUGAACUAUUUAAUGGAAUAAACUAAUCUUGACAUAAUAAAUAUGAAUGUAGUUUCUGA